Molecule: messenger RNA, 1485 nt
Organism: Oryctolagus cuniculus (rabbit)
Lineage: Eukaryota; Metazoa; Chordata; Mammalia; Lagomorpha; Leporidae
Gene: SNAPC5
Product: small nuclear RNA activating complex polypeptide 5
Biological process (GO): transcription initiation at RNA polymerase III promoter; transcription by RNA polymerase II
Cellular component (GO): nucleus
Source: RefSeq, a predicted model, not a curated record
UCCGGGAGUCGCCGGCGUGGCGUCAUCAGCGAGCGACCGGCCGGCGGAGCCGGGCGACGGGGCGCGGGGCCAUGCUGAGCCGGCUUCAGGAGCUGCGCAAGGAAGAGGAGACGCUGCUGAAGCUGAAGGCGGCCCUGCACGACCAGCUGAACCGUCUCAAGGUUGAAGAAUUGGCCCUCCAGUCAAUGAUUAAUUCUGGAAGGGGGCACGAUGAGAUGGUGUCUUCCCAGCCUGUAGCUCAGCAGCCCGAAGACGUCAGCUCCAUGCUGGUGCAUGUAGACAAUGAAGCAUCUAUCAACCAAACUGCACUGGAGUUAAGUACAAGGAGCCACGUGAUGGAAGAAGAAGAGGAGGAGGAGGAGGAGGAGUCAGAUUCCUAAAAAAGGAAAGGAGCCAGGGUCACACAAACGUCCAAGUCUCACUCUCUCUAAAGAAAUCAGCAUCAUCUUACCAAGAGCCAUGCUUGCUUAGAAGGGAAGCCAGGGGGCCGGCGCUGUGGCAUAGCAGGUAAAGCCCCACCCCUGCAGUGCCAGCAUCCCUUAUGGGAACCGGUUCAGGUCCCAGCUGCUCCACUUCCGAUCCAGCUCUCUGCUAUGGCCUGGGGAAGCAGUGGAAGGUGACCCAAGUGCUUGGGCCCCUGCACCCGCGUGGGAGAUCUGGAAGAAGCUCCCUGGCUCCUGGAUUUGGAUCGGUGCAGCUCUGGCCAUUGCCACAGCACCAGCCCCUUCAGAAUCUUACUAACGAGAGUGAGUGACACCGGAAAUUGCAGAUGUGGCCAUGCUGUGGCACAGUGUGCGUGGUGCUGGUCAGCAGGUCGGGCUCGUUCACUGUGUUCAGUUUCCUCUGGGGUGCUACCAAGACAUCCUGGGGUUUACAAAACUGGCAGAGUUUAAUUCAAAUCACCCUUUCCAGUCCACAGUGUGUCUCUGAGGGAAACCAGUGCAAGUUUUUGCCAUUGUAUCCUGGUGGCCGUUAGGCCGUCGGGUAUGAAAGCUGACGAGGGGAGGACUAAGGCCGCGAGUGACACCACGCAUUAGAGGGCUCUGUGGGGCAGCUGCCCCAUCCAUCUGAGGCACGCCCGGUUUCACGUGCCUGGAAGUCUACAGAGAAGCCGCAGAUCCCCUCCGGAGGGCACCCAGCAGACUGCUCCCAAGCCUGUCUCUGGCCCCUGGGAGAAGUGCCGUCAAAGAAACCGUGCAGCGGGGGAUGCUGCGUGGGCCACCACAGCCAUGUUGGAGCCCCUGGGUUCGAGGCCCACUUCUUCCCCCUUCCAGCCUCCUGCUAAUGUGCACCCUGGGAAGCAACAGGUGAUGGCUCAAGCGAUCGAGUCCCUGCCACCCAUGUGGCUGACCCAGAUUGAGUUCCUGGCUCCCAGCUUUGUCCUGGCCCAGUUCCAGUUAUUGUGGGUGUUUGAGGAGUGAACCAGUCGGUGGGAGGUCUCUGUCUCUGCCUUCCUGAUAAAUAAAAGGAGUCAAGUAAAAGAAA